Messenger RNA from Annulohypoxylon maeteangense, 1446 nucleotides. RefSeq names its product Ribokinase-like protein. The transcript has a single exon. NCBI's taxonomy places the organism in Eukaryota, Fungi, Ascomycota, Sordariomycetes, Xylariales, Hypoxylaceae. Gene Ontology annotation, biological process: D-ribose metabolic process. The coding region runs from base 313 to 1302 and encodes 329 amino acids. Gene Ontology annotation, molecular function: ribokinase activity. The record is from RefSeq and is a predicted model, not a curated record.
GUUGAGAAUAUCGGAGAUUGCCUUGAAAUUCCUCUGAAAUUCUCACAAAAUGGAUCUCUCACAGGUUCGUACUGAGACUAAACCCGGCACCCUGCUAGCCGCUGUGGGGACCGACCGGCUCCGCUAUUCUGACGUUUAGCGGUCGAUUCGAUUGCCGAGCUGAAGAAACAACCGUCCUCUUCCGUUCAACUAUUUCCAUUAUCCCGGGUCGGAUCUAUUAUACCAGGAGAUAAUAUAUAGACACAGAACCAAAACCUUUCUAUAUCCGUAAACCCAAUCACACCCUUCACCCACACCCGCAACACCCCAACCAUGGCGACCACCAAGCCCCUCAUCACAGUCCUCGGCUCCCUAAACAUGGACCUAGUCUCCUACGUCCCACACCAUCCGCUACCAGGAGAAACCCUAACAUCAACGCGCUUCGCCAUAUCCCCCGGCGGCAAAGGCGCGAACCAAGCCGUAGCCUGCGCCAAGCUAUCCCGGUCUCAACCGCGCUCAUCCGCACCCCCCUCCGCCGCCACCGCAGACCCCACAGCCACAGCCCAAAUCCGCAUGCUCGGCGCCGUCGGCCAGGACACCUACGGAACCCAACUCCUCACCAACCUCUCCGCGCACGGCGUCGACGUAUCAGGGAUCCUAACUCCGCCCAACACCAAGACCGGAAUCGCCAUAAUCCUCGUCGACGAGCCGACGGGGCAGAACCGGAUCGUGUUAUCGCCGGAAGCAAACCACUCCCUGCUCGCCGCCCAAUUCAGCACCUCUGCCUCCCUCGGAACCCCGCUUCCCAAUCUCCUAAUAAUGCAAUUGGAGAUCCCCCUCCCCACCGUUCUAGCAGCCCUGCGUUCCGCGCGGGAAGCCCGGGUCCCAGUCCUAUUGAACCCAGCGCCGGCGCAGGAAUUACCGGGGUCCGCGUACGAGGGACUAGCGCAUUUAGUUGUCAACGAAACCGAAGCCGCGAUCCUAGGCGGAGUAUCGGAAGCCGAGCUGGAUACCCUACCCGGGAUGGAGGGCGUAGGACGCACGUUUCUGGAGCGGGGCGUGCAGAACGUGAUUAUCACGCUCGGGGGACGCGGGGUAUUCUACAUGAGCGCGUCCGGGGCUAAGGGACUAGUUCCAGCCGAGAAGGCGAAGGUGGUUGAUACGACAGCGGCGGGGGAUACGUUUGUGGGGAUGUACGCGUUGGAUGUAGUUUCUAAGGAUUUUAAUAUAGAGGAGGCGGUGAAGAAGGCGAAUCGGGCGGCGGCGAAGACGGUAGAGAGGUUGGGUGCGCAAGAUUCGAUACCUUGGCGGGAUGAGUUAUGACAUGUUAUAUGAUAACGGGAUAUUGGUUACGUGGGCUAAGAGCUAAAAAGAAUUAAGUAGAAAAAAGAGGGACUUGAAUUGCUAUAGAAAGCAGAGCCCAACGAAUAUACUUGCUAUGUAGACUAUCUAAUGAAAACUCUGCCA